GAGUGAGGAGGUUUUGACUUAAGGAAAACUAACUGUACUCCCGUCUCCUGCCUUGUUAUUUCUCCACAACACAAAUAUUACAGUGGCGACGAGGUGGUUAAACUUCUUUAACGGACAUUGCUUGAAGGGAAGAAUGUUGCGUGAGUAAUGAAACUCAAAAUAAUUACGUAAUUCGUCAGUUAUUUUUUAUUUUCUUUCGCCAGUAAAAAAAGGCUAAGCACUGCUAGCAGUUACAGUGUUCAGGAGCUGCCAAGUAGCAAGACUAUUGGAGUCCAGAAUAGCGACACUGCCCUCUGGUGGUAAAAUAAAAAGAACUGUCAUUGAACCCAUUGAAAUUAGGCGAUCUCAGUGGAGAAAUAUUAUCAAGAAAGAAAAAAAAAAGGAAGAAGGAACGUAACACGGUGUGUACAUUAUUACAAAUGGGUGCAGUUUACGAAGAAAUUGCAGAAACUUCUGAAGUGAAGAAUUAGAUGACAAUUAAGGAAUACAAGGAAUAAGGAAACUGAACAAUUAACUGUGAAAAUGGAACCAUUGGUCGAGUACCAGAGUUUGAGUCUACAAAAGAGGAUUUUGAUUCCUAUUUGGAGCGUUUUGAGCAUUGGCUGGCUGCAAAUGAAAUCAAAGAGGAAAAGAAAGCAGACGUAUUUCUCAGUGUUUUGGGUCCAACUGAGUAUGGAUUGCUGAAAGGUCUCAUUGAACCAAUAAAAGCAGUGGAGUUGAACUAUGCAGAACUGACUGAAACUCUUUCAAGGCAUUUCAAGCCUAAGCCAAUUCUCAUUGCAGAACGUUUCAGAUUUUACCAACGUCACCAGAGUCAAGGGGAAACCGUGGCUGACUACAUCCUUGCUUUGAAAAGGCUGGCAAGUACAUGUGAGUUUGCACAAUUUCUUGAUGAUGCUCUUCGAGACAAGUGUGUAUGUGGUCUCACAGGUGAAGCAUAUCACAGAAGGCUUCUGUCAGAGAAGGACCUGACCUUUCGGAAAGCCUGUGAUAUCGCACUUGGACUCGAGCUUGCCCACAGGGAUACUAUUGAGCUAUCGGGAUAUGCAGAACGUCAGAAAGGUGUUCACAAGGUCAGUGAUGCACGUGGUGAAAAAGGCUCACAAAAGUCACACUUUUCUCAGUUCCGUCCUCAAGGUUACACAAGAAAAAAGCAGCCCACAUCUCAAAGGUCUAAGCCAACUUGCUACAGAUGUGGGGGAGAUAAUCAUCAGCACAGUGAAUGUCGAUUCCAAAAUGUAAAGUGCCACAAUUGUGGAAAGGUUGGACAUUUACAGAAAGUGUGUAAAGCCUCAAAACGCACAGCAAGAGCGCACAAAGUGUCAGACGCAGCAUAAGAAGAGGAAGGUACAACUGAAACAGUAUUGGAACUGUUCACAGUGUACACAGCUCAACAACAAAAAGAUGGAAUCUAUCUCAACAUGGAGUUAGCGGGAAAACCAGUAAAAAUGCAGCUGGACACCGGAGCGUCUGUAUCUCUGGUUCCAGAGAGACUCUACAAAGAAAAACUGAAAGAGUGCCCUCUUCAGCCAGCGUCCAUCCGCCUUUCUUCAUACACUGGUGACACUAUUCCUGUGUUAGGGCAGAUCCAGGUACCAGUCCGGUAUGAGGGGAAGGAGUGGAUGCUACCGCUUGUCAUUGUUAAAGGAGAAAAAUCAGCCUUGCUAGGCAGAAACUGGCUACAAAAGAUCAAGUUGAACUGGGGAGAAAUCUUCAGUCUGAGAAAGGACAAACCAGUGAGUCAGGCUACACUCACUAACAUGCUGGAGAAGCACAAAGAACUUUUCAAUGAUGGCUACGGCGAAAUACAAGACUUCACAGCAAAAGUCAGAGUGCAAGAAGGAACCAAGCCUAUCUUUCACAAACCACGUCCAGUUCCCUAUGCUCUUAAGGAAGCAGUAGAGAAGGAACUGGACCGCCUACAGAAGAAUAACAUAAUCACGAAAGUAGCGAGGAGCGACUGGGCCGCUCCGAUUGUUGUAGUCCCAAAGAAAGACAAGACCGUCAGAAUGUGCGGUGACUACAAGGUCACAGUAAAUCGCUGCAUACUACCAGAGGAAUAUCCACUACCAAACGCUGAAGAUCUGUUUGCCACUCUAGCUGGUGGGAAGGUUUUCAGUAAGCUGGACCUGGCAUUCGCUUAUCAGCAACUGAAGCUGGAUCCGGAGUCAGAACAGUAUCUGACCAUCAAUACACACAAGGGGCUAUUCAGAUUCAAUCGCUUGGCCUAUGGAAUCUCGACAGCUCCAGCGAUAUUCCAACACACAAUGGAUCAGAUCUUGGACGGUAUAGACAACGUUGUGUGCUUCAUGGACGACAUCCUCGUGUCAGCACCAACCAUUGGAGAGCACCUUGUAGUGCUGGACAAAGUGAUGUCAAGACUGGAGAAAUACGGAGUGAGAAUGAAACGCAGCAAGUGUGAGUUUCUCCAGGACUCAGUGGAGUAUCUCGGAUACAAGAUUGAUGCACAAGGCCUGCACCCAACCAACAGCAAGGUGGAAGCAAUCGUAAACGCACCAGCACCCACAAAUAUCUCAGAGCUGAGGUCAUUUUUGGGGAUCCUGAACUAUUACGGAAAGUUUGUAGCAAACUUGUCCUCAUUGUUGCAUCCGCUUCACCAACUGCUGCAGGCCGAUACAAAGUGGAAUUGGUCCCCACAAUGCGAAGAAGCAUUCAAGACUUGCAAACAGCGUCUGCUAAAGAGCAAGUGGCUUGCCCACUACAACACAGAGAUGAAGCUGAGACUCGCGUGUGAUGCAUCUCCAUACGGAGUAGGAGCCGUCAUCUCACAUGUUCUAUCGUCAGGUGAAGAACACCCUAUUGCAUUUGCAUCACGGACUCUGUCACCAAGUGAGAAAAAGUAUGCUCAAAUUGAGAAGGACGCCCUGAGCAUAAUAUUCGGAGUGAAGAGGUUUCACAAAUACCUGUACGGAAGGAAGUUCCAACUGCUGACAGAUCACAAGCCUCUGUUGGCCAUCCUUGGACCAAAAUCAGCUAUACCAACCCUUGCUGCACUUCGAAUGCAACGUUGGGCUCUGAUAUUGUUAGCAUACGACUACGAGAUUGAGUACAGACGAUCCAGUGAUCACGCAAAUGCAGAUGCACUAUCAAGACUACCAUGCAAUAGUGACUCCGACAGUGAAGAUGAUAGAGCAGUCUUCCAGAUCUCUCUCAUUGACGAACUGCCCAUAUCUGCUUCAGACAUAGCAGAGGAAACAAGGAAAGAUCCAGUGCUUUCCAAAGUCUUGGACUUAACAUUAGGAGGUUGGCCAAACUUCGUAAAUGACGAUAACCUUCGUCCAUUCAUCGACAAGAAAGACCAGUUGUCCACUGAUCAAGGAUGUGUUCUGUGGGGAUCAAGGGUGGUGGUACCUCAAAAAUUCCAGAGGAGACUGCUAUCUGACCUGCAUGAGGGACAUCCAGGGAUAACUCGAAUGAAAGCACUCGCUCGCAGUUAUCUGUGGUGGCCUGGACUGGAUCAGGACAUUCAACAGCAUGUAGGCCACUGCUCACCUUGUGAAGCUGUCCGCAACAAGCCUGCUGCUGAACCUCUUCAUCCAUGGUCCUGGGCUGCGACACCUUGGGAACGCAUCCAUGUGGAUUACGCCGAGAUUGACAAGCAACAUUUCCUUGUUGUCGUCGAUGUCCAUUCCAAGUGGAUGGAAGUGUUCCCUACUCAACUGACCACAGCUGAGAAGACCAUCAAUCUUCUCAGACACCUGUUCGCAUCCUUUGGACUAGUCAAGGAGCUCGUAUCGGACAAUGGCCCUCCUUUCAUGUCAAACGAUUUUGAAAUGUUUCUCAAGAACAAUGGGGUAAGGCACAUCCGGUCACCACCUUACCAUCCGGCAUCAAACGGAGCAGCGGAGAGAGCCGUGCAAACCUUUAAGAAGGCCUGGACUAGACUCAAGGUUCAGUCUGUGCCCACCCACCUAAGGCUUCCCCGGUUCCUGUUUACUUUCCGCAACACACCACACACAGUAACGGAAUGUACACCAGCUGAACUGUUUCUGAGACGCCAAACACGUACCCGCCUGACAUUGUUGAAACCAGACUUGUCAAGCACUGUGGCAAAGCACCAGCUACAGCAGAAGAAAGCUCAUGACAGACACUCAAAGACUGUCAGAGAAUUCAAAGAGGGGGAGAGGGUGAUGGUACGUGAUUUCAGACACCCCAAGAGCCUGUGGAACUCAGGUGUGAUCUUGCAACGCAAAGGACCUUUGACUUACCAAGUCCAAAUUGGUCAUCGCCAGGUCAACGUUCAUGUGGAUCAUCUGCUACGGUCCAACGCCCCAGCAGAGACACGCCGAGAGAACAAUAACGACCCCCAGGACUAUUCUCCUGACUGUGGACGUACGGGAGAGACAGAGCCUGACCUUCCACCCGAACCUGGCCCACUACCGGAAGCCCAGGAGGAGCGGAGAUAUCCUAUUCGACAGCGAAAGGCACCUCAAAAGCUUGACCUGUGAGUUGAGCUGUUUGAGGUAACAGACAGUAAAACAAACAAACACUUUAAUAUGUCCUAGAUAAAAGGAAAGAAAAAGGACAUUACCUGGGUUAGUUAUUAGGACACAAACUCCAUCUUCGGGGCAGAAUAAUCCCCUGGAUUUGUGCUGGGCUCUGAAAAGUCUGCUUCAACCCAGUAGUUGAAAAAUGUUAAGAAUGCAUUGUUCAAAUAUUGCAUUAGUAGUUCCCUAACAUAUUUACCUUGUUCUCUGGGAGUUAAACACUAUGGGGGAGGAGUGUAGUAUCUGGGAUCUACAUCUGUUUAUAUUAGUUACUAUGCUGUUACUAAGCAGUGAUUAUUACGACAGUGUUACGUUACUACACCUAAUAGGAAAUGCACAUGCGCACUAGUGUGCCCCAGAGAACUGUAGAGUGAGGAGGUUUUGACUAAAGGAAAACUAACUGUACUCCCGUCUCCU
Messenger RNA from Salvelinus fontinalis (brook trout), 4925 nucleotides. RefSeq lists its product as uncharacterized. The record is from RefSeq and is a predicted model, not a curated record. Gene Ontology annotation, molecular function: nucleic acid binding; aspartic-type endopeptidase activity. The coding region runs from base 1422 to 4469 and encodes 1015 amino acids. The transcript has a single exon. NCBI's taxonomy places the organism in Eukaryota, Metazoa, Chordata, Actinopteri, Salmoniformes, Salmonidae. Gene Ontology annotation, biological process: DNA integration; proteolysis.